Molecule: messenger RNA, 3570 nt
Organism: Zootoca vivipara (common lizard)
Lineage: Eukaryota; Metazoa; Chordata; Lepidosauria; Squamata; Lacertidae
Source: RefSeq, a predicted model, not a curated record
AGAUUCCUUUAAAUUCUUUAAAUUCCCCCCCCCCCGCUUGCCUUGGCUAGCCUGCUGUGGCUCUUGGUGGGCAAGGGGGCCUUGGUACCCUGAGGGAGCCUUGGCUCCUGGCUCCUUGCCUGGCCGUUUUCCUGCUGGGGCUGGGCUGGGCUGGGCUGGAGCCACGUGGGUGGUUAAUAGGGCUGUUGCCGGCUGAGGAGCAUUGAGGCUGCUUGCGCUCUGCUGGGGGCCUCUAAUUUGGCUUAUUGGGGGCUGUGGCGUUUGCCGCCCCCCCUGGGGUGCCUGCGGGGUGGGGGUGCAUCAUUGGGAGGGCGCCAGGCCGUUAUUGUGCCUGGUUUGCACGUUGCGUCCGCCAUUUUAAUGCUUGCAACCCCCUUUGCUAUUAAGCAGAGAGCUGCUGCUUGUGCAUUGGGGGGAGCGGUUUGAGGGGGGUUGCUGGGUCUUUAGGACCUUGGGAGGGGGUCCCCUCACUUGAUUCACCUGGGGGGCCUCUAGUUUUUGUGUCCUGUAUAGCGUUUGUUUUCUGUUUGCAUCUGUUUUAGCUGAGGAAAAAUUUUUUCCUGGCUGCAGUUUAUUUCGAGGCUUGAGUGCUUGCAGCCAGUUUCUGGGCGUUUGGCGCCAUCUACUGGCCACGAGUUGUUACUACACCUACAAAUUUAAUUGCCUUUUCCCUCAGCCUAUAUUGAAGUCCCUUGAACAGGCUUUGACUUUAUUGUGUUGCCUGACUAGCUUAUUGGGUCAUUUUAACUUAUUGGUUUCCUUUAAUUACUUGAUUUAAUUUAUAUCCUUUUAUUUAGGAAUCUUAAUUGAUUCAAUUGGAUUAUAAUUGGCUUUGACCUGCGUGGGCUUGCUUUGGUUAAGUGAAAGGAAAAAACUUUUACUCCUUGCCUUUAAUUGGAGGCCUGAGUACUGCAGCCUACUUUAGGUUCUCUAUGCCAUCGGCUGGCCUCAAGGGGGUUAUCGCACCUUGUUAGUUUUGAUACUGUUCCUUCCCAAUAGAUAGGGAAUACAUUGCUUGGCCUGCGUUUUGGGUUUCUUGCAUUGUUUAAUUGGCUUAAUUGAUGUCCAUUGUUUAAUUCAAUUUAAUUUUAAUUCACGUUAAUUUAGUUUUCACGUAUUCUGGGUAAGGAUUCUAUUUGGUUGCGUGGGUGGGAGUUUGGCUUUGGCCUGCGCAUUUUCCCUCUCCCCCCUUUUAGGGGGGGGGGGCCGGGGCGUGUGCCGGGGUCCGGCCUACACCAGCCUGCAAUACAAGUCUAACUGAUUUCCCUGGGGCCUUUCAGAGGCCUGGGUGUCCCCAAAUAUUUUGCAGUUAGUUUUGCAGAUUGGUUGGGAAGGCUCCAAUAUUUGAGGGGUGGGGUGACGCCGCCUAGUGGUUAAAGUGGUAAUACGCACCCCUGUGUGAUUCCACGUGUGUUUGCUUGUUAUUCCAAGUAGUUAAUAGUUCAGGAUGGCGGCCCACCCAUCCACUUCAGGGAAAUCUAAGAGGGUCAUUAAGGGCGCUUCGCAGAAGCUGCGUUCGCCAGCCUCGCAGGCAGCGGGUCGCGUGGAAGCAUUCAUCGCUAGCAUUGCUGGUGACCCACAGGCCCUGGCCCAGCUUGGAUCUGGGCUUGAUGCCUUAUUACAGAACCCGGCCUCUCAUCCUGCCGCCUCGACCUCUGCUGGUUUACCUCUGGAAGCAGGGCGGGAGGCGGCGACUACGGCCAUGCCUCCAGACCGGCAAGGCCCAGACCCUCUUUCUGCCCCCUCUACCUCUGCAGGUGUAUCCCUGGACCCCGGGCAAGCUACGGUGGCGGCGUCGCAGCCUCUGUCCCCCAUGGCGACCAUUCUGGGACUGCCUGAGACCACCACGUCUGGGCCAGUUGACUCGUCGGAUGACGACUUCGUGGGGCCUUCUGGUGUUCUGAUGCCGAAUGCCUCUUCCACUCCUAUGGUGGUGCCGGCGCCCCCUCCCGUCAAACGACGAAGUGAGGGGAAGCAGCCUCGGCGCACCAGGAGGGCGAGGCAGGCUAAGGGCAGAGUAAGUGGGCAAGGGCAGGGGGGGCGGACGGGGGCCUCCUCUAAUGUUGUUGUUUCGCCCGUUGCUCCAUCCCAGACUCUUGCCGUCGCCUCGCGGCGCGAGGGGCUUUCGUCGGCAUCCGGCGAGGAAGCCCUCCCAGUGCCGGCUAGAGCGUCGAGUGGCGGAAAACGUCGUCACAAAAGUCGUUCCAGGAGGCGGGCAAAGAGGCGCAAGGACGAUACCUCGGCUUCGACCACCUCAGGGCUCGCGGACGUGCACAUAUGGAUGGUGGGACAUUCCAUAGUCCAUUGGGCAGGCCUUCGCGCUGGCCAAACGCCAUUGGGUCCUCGACUUGGCCUUCCAUCCAACAUCCAAGUGACCUGGAUGGGCAAGAGGGGCAUGCGCUGGGGGGAGCUUCUCCCUUUGCUGCGGCGCAAAGCCCUCUUGCUCGGGUGCCCGUCCGCCCUGGUGAUCCAGCUGGGAGAAAAUGACAUCCCCGCUGUGGACCCGUUAUCUCUUCGCCUGGCUAUCCUACGAGAUUUGUUGGAGAUAAGGACUUGGUUCCCUGAUACCGUCGUUUUUUGGUCCCAAAUGUUGCAGAGGAUGCAAUGGCGGGGUGAUAUUCCUCCUCUGGCUGGGGAAAGAGCUAGGAAGAGGGUUAACAGCGCAGCAUCCAAACGGGUGUACGAAAUCGGGGGGAGUUUGAUUCGUCAUCCCGCAAUUAAUGUUAGAGCCCCGCUUUUAUAUCGGGAUGAUGGGGUUCACUUAUCCCCUGAUGGGUAUGACAUUUGGCUGCGUGAUGUGUCUGAGGGUUUAAAAAGUUGGUUAGGUCUCUGAGUGUUGGCGGCAAGCCAGGGCUGGCUUGAUUGGCGGCUAGGCUUUUGGUUGGUUAAUCGGUUGGUAGAGGGGGUGGCACACGGAUGCCUACCCUCACCUCCGUUUGCUCCAUAUAGAAGUAUUCCGUUAAAGGAAUCUCGGGGCUUACACUCUUGUCCUUACCAUCCCGCCAUUGGCGGGAAUGGUGGGCCCAAUUUUAAGAGCAAGAGCCUUGAGGAACAUUCUUGGUGAAGGUGAGGAGGGAAUGACUGGGCGCAGCCACCUCCUCACUCCCAGGUAUGUUUACUUGACUUCCAUGCGGAAGUCGGAGCAGGAACUGUCCAAGCGGACAGUGGUGAGUCCUGUCCUAUGGUGACAGCUGACGUGAGUCCUGCCACGUGGGCAGAUGAGGUGAGUCCUGUCCAAUGGUGACAGCUGAUGUGAGUCCUGCCACGUGGGCAGAUGAGGUGAGUCCUGUCCAAUGGUGACAGCUGAUGUGAGUCCUGCCACGUGGGGCAGAUGAGGUGAGUCCUGUCCUAAGGGGACAGCUGAUUGAGUCCUGUCCUGGAUGGACAGAUGGGGAUAGUCCUUCUUUAGGAAGGACGAGUGAAUAACCAAAAGCCUAAGCCAACACUCGGAUUAAAUUGUGUAUUUAAUAAAGUUGUGGCCCUAAAUUAUUUGCCAAAAACCAAACCAUAAUUCUGUUGUCAGUUGUGAGUUAUUUAAGGUAAUUUUCUGGGAAGCCUCGACACACAAUG